This is a messenger RNA of Atta colombica, 1704 nucleotides long. RefSeq names its product tubulin-specific chaperone C (gene TBCC). The coding region runs from base 634 to 1662 and encodes 342 amino acids. Gene Ontology annotation, molecular function: tubulin binding. Gene Ontology annotation, cellular component: cytoplasm. The transcript has 3 exons. The record is from RefSeq and is a predicted model, not a curated record. Lineage: Eukaryota; Metazoa; Arthropoda; Insecta; Hymenoptera; Formicidae. Gene Ontology annotation, biological process: post-chaperonin tubulin folding pathway; tubulin complex assembly.
GUUAAAUGGUGUUGCGCGAUGUUUCGUUACGAGUUCCAUAUCCCGCAGUAUUGAUGAUUUCCAUUUUAGGAAAUCUUGUCCGUUUCAUUGUAGCAUGAUCAGGAAACAGCCGAGCAAAUUGGGCUUCGUGCAAACCCUCAAGAAAAGUGCUAAGGCUUUCCUUAUCUUCGAGGGAGUACUGUUGCUGGGAUCGUACGGAUUUUGGCGUUGCCUGAACACUUCGCAAGAUUUCAGAUAUUACAUGCAUCAACAUUUUCCUAUAAUAUUGGAGGGUUACUACACUGUUGGGGAACAGUUGUCUGGCAGUGAUCAUUUGAGGACAUUUGAUUACAAGACCUGGAUAGGGAAGCGCAAUGAGCAUUAAAUCUUCAUGGCGUUGAAAUUUAUCGGGAUUGCCGUAGCAGCGGUAGUUAUUGGCAGUGGAAUAGGAAACGCUUUAUUGUGCUUUGUUAAGACCGACGAAAAAGAUCUCAUAAAGCAUUUUCCUCCGUAUUCAUCAGAAAAACAUAACUUUUUUGUUCCACAAUAUAAGGAAAAAAGUGAGAGAUUGAUGAACCAAGAAAAGUCAAACACGUUGAAGACAUUUGAAAUUCAAAACAGUGUAAUCCAUACUGAGAAAUAGCAUUAACUAAAAUGGACCCCACAGAAUUUAUAGAGGAAAGUUUGCCAGAUCGUAUCACAAAGAGGGAUCGAGAGCGAAAAAAUGUUAUCGAAAGGCGAAGAGAAGAACGUCAAUCGCUCGCCGUGGAAUCCGAGCAAAGCAGUUACUUUAAAGAUACAUUUUACUCCUCUUGCAAAAAGAUCAAGGAUAUGCUAGACGAUGCAUCCAGCACGCCAUCCUCAGCAUUGCCGGGAAUCUUCGAGAAGUCAAACAAGGAGAUUCAAUUGCUUAAGAACUAUUUAUCACAAUCUAAAAUGUUUCUAAAGGUUUACGACAUAAGACGCGCACAAGAAAAUUUGCAAUCGUUAGAGAAUCAAGCUUCCGAGUUGGAGAUGAAGCUUUUGCCUAAAAAGAAGUUUGGCUUUAAGAAUCGUAGAAUCGUGAAAAAGCCUUCCGAUAAGGGGCUCGACAUCACAGACGGCUUGAAAGAUCUCAAGAUAUCUGAGAGCAUUGUGAAUGGCUCGACUAAGCAGAACAAUAAAUUGUCGAGCAAGUACGGAGAUAGUGCUUGUAUGCUUCUGGGCAAGGUAAAUGAACGUAUAGUGUUGGACGCCGAGAAUGUAAAUAAGAAUGACAUUCUACUUUCUGAUCUGGUUCGCUGUACUGUAAGGAUAUAUGGUACGCCGAGCACCCUGCAUAUGGUGAACCUGAAGCAAUGCACUAUAUUAGUUGGACCGGUGACAUCCUCUGUUUACGUGCACGACUGCAGUGAUUGUGUAUUUGCUUUUGCAUGUCAGCAGCUGCGAUUACAUUCAUCGACGGACUGUACCAUUUAUUUACAUGUCACAAGUAGGGCGAUCAUAGAGGAUUGUACGAAGAUACAUGUAGCACCUUACAACUGGUCUUACGAAGAUCAGACGAGUCACUUUAAUUUAGCCGGCCUUGAUCCAAAGAUUAACAAUUGGAACUGCAUUGAUGACUUCAAUUGGCUAUCUAGUGAAAAACAUUCACCGAAUUGGUCGAUUCUCGAACCGGAGCUUCGGGUGAAAACGUGGGAUUAAAAUAAAUACUUGUAAAAUAAAGAGGAAAAGAGCAAUUAAAAC